Messenger RNA from Thunnus maccoyii (southern bluefin tuna), 5631 nucleotides. It is a transcript of the gene rab11fip1a, whose product is annotated as RAB11 family interacting protein 1 (class I) a. Gene Ontology annotation, cellular component: intracellular membrane-bounded organelle. The record is from RefSeq and is a predicted model, not a curated record. The coding region runs from base 396 to 4205 and encodes 1269 amino acids. The transcript is spliced from 6 exons. Gene Ontology annotation, biological process: regulated exocytosis. Lineage: Eukaryota; Metazoa; Chordata; Actinopteri; Scombriformes; Scombridae. Gene Ontology annotation, molecular function: small GTPase binding.
CAUCGGGGAAGUGGACUGUUAAACUUAUCGGAGGCAAAGGAAGGGAACUGUUUUCAUGGAAGCCUCUUAAAGGAAUUAGUCGCACCGCAGGGAUGUCUUGAUAGCACUACACAGGCUAAUACUAGCGUUAAAUUGGCUAACCAAGUGUUCACUCCACACAAGUGCUGUCAGAGGUUUAGAUAUAGCGUUACGAAGAGGAGGGAGAAGUAUUACGCCAUCAACCCGAGCUUCCUGAACUUGAAGUCAAGCUAGGCAACCAAAACCUAUAACCGCAGCGGACGCCGAAGGUGAAAAAACAGACCACGAAAAGGUUAACCGACCCCCAGACUUUGUACGUCUACAGUCACAAGACAGUUCGGAGUAACUUUUGGUGAAGCUUAACCGGACUUGUCGCGAUGUCUCUGGCCGACCAGAGCCAGCAGUGGUUCCCCACCAGCGUACAGGUAACGGUGCAUCAGGCUCGGAGCCUGCGCGUCAAGGGUAAGAAUGGCACCAACGACGCCUAUGCCAUCAUCCAGGUGGCCAAAGAUAAGUUUUCUACCUCUGUGGCGGAGAAAUGUGUCGCUCCAGUGUGGAAAGAGGAGGCUUCGUUUGACCUACCGCUCUUCCACCCGGGCAACGCUGAACGCUGCACCCUUUAUGUCAUAGUGAUGCAUCGUUCCCAGGUGGGACUCGACAAAUUCUUGGGGCAAGCUGUGAUAAACCUACUGGAUCAGCACGACAACAAGUCUCGCAAAAAGACAGAAUGGUUCAAGCUGGUGGACAAGACUGGAAAGGAGGACAAGGCCAGAGGAGAAGUGCUAAUAGAUAUUCAAUUUAUGCGAAACAACAUGUCAGCUAGCAUGUUUGACCUUUCUAUGCAGGACAAACCACGCUCCCGCAUCUCCAAGAUAAAGGACAAAGUCCGUGGGAAGAAAAAGGAUGGCUUCUCCGACUCUGCCUCAGCUAUUGUCCCGUCUGUGAGCCAGGUCCUGACAGACAGCGAUGGAGAGGCCGAUUCAGUCUCACUUAAUCAGACUCCAGGAGAGAAAAAAAAGAAAUCUAAAUUCAAAACCCUUUUUGCUCCCAAAUCAAACUUGCAGAAGAAUAUGUCACAGUCCAUGUCUACACUGGGGACUCUUCCUGAGAGGAACUCAUCUCUCAGUGGCAGCCGCUCAUCUGGUCUCAAUGUAGACUCCCCUGAAGUUAAGAAGAAAUUCAAAUUCCUGGGCCACAAGCGGACAGGCAGCUCUGACAGCAAGGUGUCUCAGGGUCCUUUCUCCCUACUGGGCCGCUCCAAGCAGAGCAACAGUGACCUGAACAGCCUGUGCAUCAACGGCAGCCAUGUGUAUGCAGAGGACACAGAGCCCAAGAGUGGAUCCACCCUCAGUCUGAACAGCUCAGGCCAAGGAUCUGUGGAGGAUGUCCGGAAACAUUCCUCAGAUAUGUCUGCAGAUUCUUUCAAAAACGUACCUGUGCCUUCCCACAGCCAUGAGUCUUCAGACAGGGCUAUACUGGAGCAACAGCGCCAUCAAGAGGAGGAGGAGAGAAGGCAGGCAGAAGAAAGGCGCAUAGCAGAGGCCAAGAGGCUGGAAGAAGAAGAGAAAUACAGGGCAGAGGCCAAGAGACUGGAAGAAGAGGAGAAAUACAGGGCAGAGGCCAAGAGACUGCAGGAGGAAAAGGAACGCAUGUACAAAGAGGAGCAGGAGAGGAAGAGACGCUUCCUUGAGGAUGAAGCAAGAAGGAAGAAACAGAGGGAGGAGGAGGAAGACAGGAAGAAACAAGAGGAAGAACGCCGGAUGCUGGAAGCAACUGAGAAUCAGCGGCUUGAGGAGGAGCGUCACAGACUGGAGGAGCAGAAACGACAGGAGGAGGCCUCCAUGAGCGACAGGCUGACGUCUCUGUUUGGAAUGAUCCGAAAGAAGGAGGAGAAAAAGGAGGAGGUACAGGAAAAUACCAAAGAGGAGCUACCCACAGCAGCCCCUCGCAUUGAGUUAAAAGAUCCCGAUCAACCAAUCUCCCACCACUCCACCAACCCGUUUGAGGAAGCUCCCCCCAGCUCAGAUAUUACAGUUAGCAGUAACGAAACCCCAGCUGAUCAUCUGAAAUCUAACCGCAACCCACAAACCCCCUCUGCCAUGGUCUUCCUCAACCGUACUGCAAAGGUGUCUGCAGUCAAACCCAGAUUGGCUCAAUCUCUGACGUCUGAACCCACUGACUCACUAACCCCCAGUCAGCAGUGUCCCUCCCCAGCCACCCCUGAAUCCACCCUCUCUAGUGUCCCAUCUGAAUCCCCUGAUACUUUCUCCAACCUUCACUCGUCUCUGGCUCCACCAAAUAUUAGUCAAAGUCCAUCUGGUUCUCCUCGUGACAGCAUAGAGAAUCUGUCAUCUGUGGGAUCUUCAACCACCAUGGCUGAUAAGAAGAGAAGAGCCCCCCUCCCACCUCCUGUACAUGAGACCCAGACAGGAGGAAACUACAUACCUGUCAGAGAGAUCAGUAACCCUGGAUACGUUGAGGCAGAUGUGUCGCAGCAGGGCAAAAAAGUCUCUCUACCCCUCCCUGAUUAUGAAACCCUCUUCCCCCAGAAGAGACAUGGAGUACAGGGGCAAACGCGAUGGGACCAUAUAAUUGCUGAUAUCAAUCAGAGACAUCGGGACACUCCACCUGAAUUUCUGGGUCCAGAGAUGAGUGUGGAUGGCCCAGAGGAGCAUGAACCCAGUCUUCAGUCUUCACUUCCACAAGAGAGGCAUCAUCAAACACAACCUUGGGAAGCCAAACCUGUGUCGUCAAAAAAAGUAGCGGCCCCAGCUCCCCCUAAACCAGUGGUUUCUCCACAACCUAGAUCAGUAUCAGACUCCAGUCAAAGACAAAGCCAAAACAUGGCACAUGCUCAGAAGUCUCUCAUGAGCCCCAAUCCCUCUGCAGCCCCAGGACAUGUAAAUACUGACACAUUAAGCAGAGGAAAUCUCUCAGAGAUUUCCAGGAAUGGAGCAAAGAAGGCGUUGCAACCACCCCCUGCAGCAACACAUGCACCCAGACCAACCAGCCAAAUGGAUUGGGAUACAGCACCAACAGAUGACCAAAUAAAAGUGCCAGUCGCCAUGAACAAAGAAGCUCCCACAGCCAAACCCAGGCAAAGGGUUAGUGGCAAAGAGCCAGUAGAGCAAGGAGAAUCUGCUGUCACAAAAAUGAGCAACACGUACAAAAAUGGUGGAAAGGCAAAGGAGAACUUUACUGAGUUUGACCCAUUCCCCAACACUGAGCUUCUUUCCAAAGACCCGUGGGCACAAGUGAGCCAGAACCAAGAAGCAGAUGACCUUUUUACCGGCAGGGUACGGAAAGAGCAGAAACCAGAAGAUCGCGGAUUGACAACAGGUGAUCUUGAUAACAUCUUUAAUCAAGAGAAACCAACAGAUCCCUUCUCAAGUUUGAAUGGCAGCAGUUCAAACAAACAAAACGAAUACAUGAAAAAAGAUGAUGAUUCAAAGCAACUCAGUCCUGCUUUCCAAAGAAAAAAUUCACAGAAGCGAAAACAGAUUCUUCCUUCAAUAACCCACUCAGAGAGAGCUUCCAAAUCUCGACAAGAACCUGCAUAUCAAGAAGAAACAGCUGAUCAAGGCCUCCCCGCAAGAGAUGUUGCAAAUGAGUUUGUCACACCAAAGCAUCAAGGUGAUGUGAAAACACAAAGCAACUUUUAUGGCAGAGAGGAUCCAUUCGGAGCUGAGCCUUUUACUGCACCCUCUGCCUUUACUUCUUCAGAGCCCCUUCAGGUAGUUAUGGAGGAACCAGUAUCACAGGCAGGAGUUUUGUCUGGGGGAAAGACUCUUUUGCGAGCAUGGGUCUCGCCCUCUGAGGUUCAGCCUGUCAGUGCUCAGAAUAGCAAUGGAGGUGGGCUAGCCUUAACUCCACGCAGGCCUCAUCCGGUGAAGCCCAUGAGCGCAGCUGAAACCCAGCAUCCAAUCAGCACCCCUGCUGUGAAGGAGAUAAAGGCCCACGAUAGCACACCAGCGAAGAUUAAGGUGGCAGACUCGGCGAAAAGUGGACCUUACACUCAGCUGACACAGGAAGAGUUGAUCACACUGGUGGUAAAGCAGCAAACUGAUCUGUCCAGGAAGGACGCUAAGAUCGUUGAGCUCGAAGAGUACAUAGACAACCUGCUGGUCCGCGUCAUUGAUGAGCAGCCCAGUAUCCUGCAAGCCCUUAACGCUGCCAAGCCAGUGUAAGGUUAAGAGUGCUGGAGGAAGAGUCCUGCUUAAGGACCCAGUUAUGUUUUUGUGUGUAUGUUUGUACUGUUGUCACUGUGUAAGGCUAAGAGCAUAUGCACUUUUUUUAGUUUCAAUGUGGAGUUAGAGUAAAAUUUGUUUUGGAAUGCUGGAAAGUGUUUCUGAAGUUGUGAUGGUGUGUGGUGAAUCCUCAAUAACAAGCAAGUAAAUAUCUUUAUAAAUGCAAAUGAAUGUAUUUGUUUUGACACUAAGGUACUCGCAUUUGCUUUAAAAAAAACUCGUUACAUGAUAAUAUGUUCAACAUCUUGAUUUAUAUAUCAUACUUAAUGAAAGUUAGGUUGCUCUUUAUUUAAUAUAUCAAUUAUGCAAAGACAAACUGGCCUUUUUUACUCUACACUGGGAUUUGUGUAAUUUAUUUAUGUGUAAAGAAUGAUCACAAACAUGCCGUUAUACAAUCAUUCCAAAUUCAGGCACCAUCCUGAGGUAAGAAUGUAAUAAUUCUCUCAAAAGGUAGUUUGUAUAUUUGCAAUAAAUUGUUAGUCAUUUGCACUCCAUCACUACAGGUCAUAACUAUAAAUUAUGACCUCGAUACCACAUCAACUGAGGAAAGAUUAUUUACAUAACAAGCACACAUUGACUUCUCCCUCCACCACUGAAGUCUUAUUUUUUAUUUUUUGGCAAGCAUGUAUUUUUUUUUUCAUCAGUCAGUUAACAACAUUCCUCCCUUUUUUUUUACUCACCACAGUUGAAUGUCAGCUUGUCUUCCAGUCCUCAAAAGAUAUUGUGCCUACUUUUGCUUUAAAGAGGUAUUAUUUAGAAAACCAGCAACGAAUGACAGCAAGCAGCUACUAUUUACUGUACAUAGUUUUAAUCACAUAGUCGUUAUGGGAGUUAAUUCAUUCAUUUGGUUGUUAUUUAGCCUGUGCACAAAGUUGGUUGAACUAUUAUGCAAGUAAUACAGAAUCAAACUAUUCUAAUAAUAAUGCAAGAUUUUGAUCACUGUGAUUUUUGUGUUUUAUUUAUAAAAAAUGAUAAUCAAAACUUAAUCAUCAGAGGAACAGUAGUAGCAGUCUCUGUCGUACACAGCUGGCCUUGUCUUUGUAAUUGAACUACACUAAUGAAUGAACCUUGCAUCUCUGCCUUUUAUAUGAUAACAUUAUUUGAUGUUACCGUAGAAAUUAUAGCAAUAUUAAUCUUGAGAAUGUAUAGACCUGUGCCUUCAAAAACCUUUUUCAUGGCUUUUAUGUCUUGAUUUGCUGGAUGAAUAGUUGUUCUGGGUGAGCGCUCAAAGAAUGUGCAGAAUGUACAGUCGGAUGCAUUAAGUGUUUGUAGGACAUGAAAAACAAUUCUACAGUGUAAAACUUCUGAAAGGAAUAAUGCUGAGAAAAAUAUGGUUUUAUUUGAAAUAAAGACACUAAUUGUUGCA